This is a messenger RNA of Colletotrichum higginsianum IMI 349063, 2523 nucleotides long. RefSeq names its product SPX domain-containing protein. Lineage: Eukaryota; Fungi; Ascomycota; Sordariomycetes; Glomerellales; Glomerellaceae. Gene Ontology annotation, cellular component: membrane. Bases 1 to 2523 code for a protein of 840 amino acids. Gene Ontology annotation, biological process: phosphate ion transport; polyphosphate metabolic process; monoatomic anion transmembrane transport. Gene Ontology annotation, molecular function: phosphate transmembrane transporter activity. The record is from RefSeq and is a predicted model, not a curated record. The transcript is spliced from 5 exons.
AUGAAGUUCUCCCACAGCAUACAGUUUAAUGCUGUUCCGGACUGGAGCAGUCAUUACAUUGCCUACAGCAAUCUCAAGAAGCUGAUAUACCAGCUCGAGAAGACCGUCCACCAAACAUCGUCAGGAGACGCCGAAUCGAGACCCCUUAUCCGAAACGAAGACCCCGAAGAAGUUUUCAGCCGUGCGCUUGGCGUCGAGUUGGAGAAGAUCUGCUCUUUUUACGUUUCCAAGGAGGGCGAGCUUCUCGACGAGGUCAACCAGUUGCUUGGAGACGUCGGCAACCAUUCCUCCGAGGACGACGAAAAUGAUGGGGAGCCGAGACGGUCUUUUGGCAGCGCGUCCCGUCCCGGGUUGUCGGUGCCCAACGGCAGACGGACCUCUGUCUCGGUCGAUGGCAACAUUGAAGACAGCGACGAUGACGACGACGACGACGAAACAACAGGACUGACGAAAAGUCGAUCCAGUCUUGGCGGUGGUAGACGCAAGACGGUCCCGAACCUCGGGCAGUCGACAACAGACAUGACGGCGUCGACCGAGUUAACGCUGGGAAGGUCGUUGCGGCGGUACAGCACCGCGCAGGACGAUAUGCCCGAUCAGACAUUUCUGUACUCCUCGGGUAUCAUGUUGAAGAAGCGGAUCAUUAGCCUCUAUGUCUCGCUCUGCGAGCUCAAGUCAUAUGUACAGCUGAACAGGACCGGCUUCAGGAAGGUUUUGAAGAAGUUCGACAAGAUCUUGGACAAGGAACUGCGAGUCAAGUACAUGAGCGCCAACAUUGACUCUGCGUACCCCUUCAAGGUGGAGAACAUCAAGACCAUCGAAGAGAACAUCUCCAAGAUGGAAAAGGCGUAUGCCGAGAUUGUCACGAAUGGUGACGAGGGACUUGCCAAACGCGAUCUCAGGUCUCACCUCCGGGAGCAUGUCGUCUGGGAACGCAACACUGUCUGGCGAGACAUGAUCGGAAUGGAGCGCCGCGCGGAGGCUGCCAGCCUGGGAAGAACGCUUCUGGGUAGAGAUGGCGCGACCGGUUUGAGGCGACUUCAGGGUGACGAUGAGCUUGCCCCAGUAACCAAGGAGGUCGUGACCCCCGUUGGCCGUUUCGUCGUGCCAACAUGGGUCGCUAGCACACCGCUGCUUACCCUUCUGAUCUCUGUUGUCGUCUUCUUCCUGCUCAUUUUCCUGCCCAUCAUGGAGAAACCCGAGCAACAGAACUGCCUAGCUUUGCUGGUGUUUGUCAGCAUCCUGUGGGCUACCGAGGCCAUCCCGUUGUUCGUCACGUCACUUAUGAUACCCUUCCUAUGUGUUGUCUUGACUGUUGUCCGGUCCGAUGACAAGCCUCACAGGAGACUUGACGCAAAGGCCACCACGGCCUACAUCUUCUCGGCCAUGUGGACGCCUGUCAUUAUGCUUCUGCUGGGCGGCUUCACGCUUGCGGCUGCCCUGUCAAAGUGCAAGAUCGACAAGCGUCUUGCGACCUUCGUGCUUAGCAAAGCAGGCACCACUCCACGCACCGUCCUCAUUGCCAACAUGCUUGUCGCUGCCUUUGCCAGUAUGCUGAUCAGCAACGUCGCCGCACCAGUACUUUGCUUCUCCAUUAUCGAGCCAAUGCUGCGAACGCUACCUUCUGAGUCCAACAUGUCCAAGGCCGUCAUCAUGGGCAUCGCGCUUGCCUCUAACAUUGGCGGCAUGCUGUCGCCCAUUGCUUCGCCCCAGAACGUUGUCGCCAUCGGCAUCAUGAAGCCGGCGCCCACCUGGAUUCAGUGGUUCUUUAUUGUCAUUCCCGUUGGCAUUGUCUCGCUGCUUCUCAUUUGGGUUUUGCUGUUGAUCACCUUCCAACCGAGCAAGGGGACUACCAUCUCCCCGAUCCGUCCUGUCAAGGAGAAGUUCACCGGCAUUCAGUGGUUUGUUUCCAUUGUCACGCUCGUUACGAUUGGACUGUGGUGCGCAAGCCAUCAGAUGGAGUCCAUAUUUGGCGACAUGGGUGUCAUCGCUAUCAUUCCCAUAGUACUCUUCUUCGGUAUCGGUAUCUUGACCAAAGAAGACUUCAACAACUUCCCAUGGACCAUCAUCAUCCUUGCUGCUGGAGGUUUGUCAUUGGGCAAAGCUGUCAAGUCAUCUGGUCUCCUGCAUACCGUUGCUGGCAUCGUUACCAAGGAGGUCGAGGGGAUGAGCCUUUACGUUGUUCUCGUUGUCUUCUCGGCACUCAUCCUCGUCAUCGCCACUUUCAUCAGCCACACUGUCGCGGCUCUCAUCAUCCUUCCGUUGGUAUUUGACGUAGGUAUCAGCAUGGACGAACCUCAUCCCAACCUAUUGGUCAUGGGCGGAGUCCUGAUGUGCAGUGCUGCUAUGGGUCUGCCCACCAGCGGUUUCCCCAACAUGACUGCCAUCAUGAAGGAGGACCCAACGGGCCAGAGGUAUCUCAGAGUGAAGCACUUCAUCAGUCGAGGUGUGCCCAGCAGUAUCAUCACCCUGGUUGUUGUGGUCACCAUGGGUUACGGCUUGAUGAGGGUAGCUGGGCUAGACUAA